UUCCUCCUCGCGCACGCGCUCGUCCCCCGAGGCCUAGACCUGCAGCGCCGGCGACCGCAGGUAGCGAGGAACACGACGACAGCGAUGGCGCUCAACCACGGAAUACGGGCCAGCCUCCGCUUCCUCGUCUCCACUGCUGAGGCCGCCUCCGCCCCGGCUUCUCGUGGAUUUCAUUCCACUGGAGUAAGGCAGAUGGGAGCACACGCGCAUGAAGAGCCAUACUACGUCCACGCCAAGCACAUGUACAACCUGCACAGGAUGAAGCACCAGCAGCUUAAGGUGUCCCUCGCCGUGCUGGCUGCUGUGGGCACUGGUGUUGGAGUCCCUGUGUAUGCAGUUGUUUUCCAGCAGAAGAAGACUGCCUCUGCGUAGUUUGAAGUCCAAAGACAGCUUAAAAUACCUGUCCAUGAGAUUUCUUUUCCCAUUUUCCCAUAGCAUUUUGAGAAGUUCAGUCUGGAGCUUCAGUUUUACUUGGCCAUUUCUCUAUUCUCUUCACAGGUUUACUCUUUACUUAUUGAUGAGUUUUGACGUAGGGACAACGAUAUCUGUUAAUAAUACAGUGGCCCGAACUUUUGCCAACAUGUGGAAAUGACAGAAACCAUAUUGUAAUACAUUCUAAUAUUUCUUCCUCAGUUUCCCUUAAUCUUAAAUGAAUCGAAUGUUAUGCCUG
Messenger RNA from Setaria italica (foxtail millet), 670 nucleotides. RefSeq lists its product as uncharacterized. The record is from RefSeq and is a predicted model, not a curated record. Bases 85 to 372 code for a protein of 95 amino acids. The transcript is spliced from 2 exons. NCBI's taxonomy places the organism in Eukaryota, Viridiplantae, Streptophyta, Magnoliopsida, Poales, Poaceae.